GCACCUGCCGUUCAGAGCACCUGUCGUUCAGAGCACCUGUCGUUCAGAGUACCCCAGAAGACUUCAGAGGACGACAAUGGCACAGUUGGAGCAAAAGGCUAAAAACAAUCAGAUGAUUGUUGGAGGUCUGGGCCGACCGUUCACUCUGGGCAUGUUGUAUAACGCCCCAAAGGACCAACUCAUCCCAGGAAUGGCCCUUUGGGACUCACAAACUUUAGAAAGUCUGACGGUGAAGAAGCCCCAGAGGAGCAGUCACUUUGACGUCAGAUCGUCAGACUCCACUGCAGACACGUCCUUUAACCUGAAUGUGAACGCGUCUCUGAAGCUCAGCUUUCUGAGUGGCCUGAUUGAAGUGGGGGGGUCAGGCUACCUGAACAACAAAAAACAAUUUAAAAACCAGAGCAGAGUGACCCUGCAAUACCAGGCCACCACUCGUUUUGAGCAGUUGUCCCUCACAGCAGAUGUGUGUGAGAAAAUACAGAACAGUGUGAGUCAUGAGAAGGGCCUGGGCACACAUGUGGUCACAGGGAUAGAGUACGGAGCCAACGCUUUCUUUGUGUUCGACAGUCAGAAGGUAGACUCUAGUGACCUCCAGACUGUCAAAGGACAGUUGGAGGUAACUAUCAAAAAGAUUCCUCAGUGUGAAAUUCACGGAGAGGCAAAGGUAGAACUCACUGAAGAAGAAAAAAACCUAGUUAAAACAUUGUCUGUUCAGUUUUAUGGAGAUUUUCUUCUUGAGAGCAAUCCUGCAACAUUUGAUGCAGCUGUUCAGACCUAUGUGACUCUGCCCAAGCUGCUGAUGGGAGCAGACGGCAAAGAACCAGUGAACACUGUUCCUGUGAAGGUCUGGCUGCUUCCACUGGAGGUCUUUAAAUAUGAGCCUGUUCCAGUGACUAAAGGCAUCAGUGUAGGUUUAGUGCUGGAGGCCGAGGAGACUCUGAAGGAUCUGGAAAACAUUACCAUGAGGUGUAAUGAAUGUUUGUCUGUCAGUGCAGUGGGGAAGUUCCCUGAGCUUCAGCAGCAGGUGCACAAGUUCUCCAAACUGUGUCGCCAUUACAGUGUAGAGCUGCAGGGGCAGAUGGCAGAGACAUGUCCUGCCAUUCGAGAGGGGACAGUGGAAGAGAGCGUCCUCAGAAGUCUCUUUGACCAGAGACUCAUGUCCCCGUUCAGCCAGGACAGACUCACCAAGUGGCUGGAGGACAAGGAGAUGGAGAUCAGUAUGGUUCAGUUCUUUUUAGACAUCAUGGAGGGAUUCCCAGUGUUGCCCACUCAGGCUGAGGUUUAUAAGUUUGUGUUGGCUCCAGGAGAUGAAGUCCGCUGUGUCUAUGCCUUCACCUCUCUGGGGAACGCAGAUCCUCAGCUGGAGGAGAUGGGUCAGUACCUGAAUGCUCUGAAGUCGGGGGAGACUUAUGAGCCACCACAAUUACAGCCAGAACAUCCAUGGUUCAAGAAAGAUGAGGUGGUGGUCAAAAUGUGGAAGGAAGCUGUAUAUUUUCAACAAAACAAAGACGAAGUACAUCUGUGUGUCACAGCGAAAAGCGACACGUCCCUCACUGGUUAUGCUAUUAACGCCUACAAAGAUGGGGUCCCGUUCUCUUUCAUGCCCAUCCAUCGACGUCCUCCCUUUCAUACGGGGGUUCACGGACUUCUUCCACCCCAGACACUUCCUCCAGCUCCUACAGGGGCCCCGAGCUGUGCAGACCAGCCCAGAGCCAUAGUCCCUCUGUCCCCUGUCCUGGGUCUUCCCCGGGGCCUCCUCCCAGUGGGACGGGCCCAGAACACCUCCUGAGGGAGACGCGCAGGAGGCAUCCGGAAUAGAUGCCUGAGCCGAAUUUAAGAAACCAAGUGGAGCAACUGUUGUCACAGAGUAAAAGGAGCUUCAAAUGUCCAGAUGAUCUUUGUCAAACUCAUCACCACUGUCCUGUUUUCUCUUUAAGUCAACACUUUGGACCUGAUUCUUUUCAAAUGUAACAAAUGUAAUUCAAAUACAUGUGAUUUUCUUGGGUAGUUUUCUUGUGAAAAAGUCAAAACUGUUACAAUUAAUGAAUGAUAAAAAAAGUGUAAUCUGAUCUAAUAAAUGGUUUGACCCAA
Boleophthalmus pectinirostris (great blue-spotted mudskipper) is the source of this 2091-nucleotide messenger RNA. Its product is annotated as neoverrucotoxin subunit alpha-like. The record is from RefSeq and is a predicted model, not a curated record. NCBI's taxonomy places the organism in Eukaryota, Metazoa, Chordata, Actinopteri, Gobiiformes, Gobiidae.